Molecule: messenger RNA, 813 nt
Organism: Anopheles nili
Lineage: Eukaryota; Metazoa; Arthropoda; Insecta; Diptera; Culicidae
Product: zinc finger protein 674-like
Exons: 3
Coding region: 1-813 (270 amino acids)
Biological process (GO): regulation of transcription by RNA polymerase II
Molecular function (GO): DNA-binding transcription factor activity; RNA polymerase II cis-regulatory region sequence-specific DNA binding
Source: RefSeq, a predicted model, not a curated record
AUGAAGAUCAUUGUGCUGGUGCACGAGCGAACGCACACGCACGAGAAACCGUACAUCUGCUGUCGGUGUCCCAAGGCGUUCGCGGCCAAAGAUCGGUUGAUCGCACACGAACGCACCCACCAGGGUGCGUACGCGUUCGAGUGCGAAUUUUGCACGCGCAAAUUCAACACUAACAAAGCGCUGAGCAGGCAUCGAUUGCUUAAGCACGACCAAGCAGUCCAGAGCUUCGAACCGCAUGGAUGCAGCCAGUGUGGUCAACUGUUGCUAUCACAAUCCGCCGCCAGUUAUCACACCCGGCACCAGUGUGUUGAGGAGAAGAAGAAAAUGCGCACGCGGCAGGAAUCCGUUCGGUGCGCUUUGUGCAAGCAGCUGUUUCUCACGCAGCACCACCUCGAGACGCACCUAGCGGAAUGGCACGGAACGCAGGAACUGGAGCAACAUCUGCAACGGAACAGGGAGAAGGAACGCACGCACAAGUAUCCCUGUGAGGUGUGUGGCAGGAAGUUUAAGCAGAAAAUCGUACUAACACGCCACCGGCAAAGACACGACGGAGUACGGCCCUAUCGGUGCGAAAUUUGUGGCCGCACGUUCGUGCAGAAGGGCACACUGAAGACGCACAUGCGGACGCACACGGACGAUAAACCGUUUCUGUGUGCGCGAUGUGGAGAAGGCUUCCGUUCGGCGGCAUCCCGGCAGUACCACUGGAUGAAGACCGGUUGUGAGGAGGACAAACCCGACGAUUCGACGAAGGAUCCACCAAAGUCGAAUAAUGAUAUUAACGAAUUAAUGAGUUCGGACGCUUCCAUCAAAUAG